GUUGCCAGAUCUUGUGUCAUGAAUCUCACUUCAAUGUGUCCAUCGCAGUCCAUAUCGCCUUAAUUCAAUGCACGAUCUCGACUCAAGUGACUUGUCUGUUUUUCGACAGUUUCUCAGCGUCUCUCGCCUACGCUGCGGUCCAGAAUAACUUGGUAGGCCGCGUGAUAUGAUUAUUUUGGUUUCUUCUUUGUUAUCUGAGCCUUUAUUGCUAUGACCUCUACUGUCGACGUUUCGGUGAGUUCCCUCAUUAUUUCCAUCUUGUUUCCCUUCAGCGAUGGCACAUGCAUGAGUCGGGCCCAGUUUGAUGUCAAGGCCCAGGGGUCAAUACCGCAUGUCCCGGCAAUUACAAUGCUUGGCAUCUCACUUCCUCGUUUGCACCAUCUCUCUCUCGUCCAUGCACCAGCGUGUUCUUGUUGCUUUCUUGGCUUCCAUGGCACCUGUACUUUACAGCAGUUCUUUACGAAGAUUAGGGGUCAUGGUAAUAAUAAGUCACUAUAUAAGGAUACGCGACCCUCAUUUCUGAUCGAAUAUGGAAGGCGUUUGUUCUGUGCAUCAAACGCAAGCUCGACAAUUGUCAAACCCAUUCUUCACAUCCAAAUACCUGGUUCAUGAUACUGCGUCAGCAUAGACACACUAACACACAAUGA
Molecule: messenger RNA, 647 nt
Organism: Suillus bovinus
Lineage: Eukaryota; Fungi; Basidiomycota; Agaricomycetes; Boletales; Suillaceae
Exons: 1
Coding region: 211-612 (133 amino acids)
Source: RefSeq, a predicted model, not a curated record